UGUCAGUGUGCGUUUUCGAGAAGGAGGAAAAAGAUCUCUUUGUUGUCAAAAUAAAGUUUUCGAGUCGCAGCAGUCAGUCAGUCAGUCGUCGUCCCAGCAGGCCAUCAAAAAGCAGCAGCGCAGCCAUUCGCGGAUCCAACUCGGGGGUAGAAAAAAAGAUUAUUCUUUCGUCGUUCGCCUAUUUUUCUCGGAAAAUUCAUCGUCGCAGACGUUCGGAAAUUCGUUGUGAAAAAGUUUUCGGGUGAUUCAUCAAAUUGGGGGAAGUGCAAGUGCAAUUUCGUUCGAUUUUAGUCAUCGGGAGUGGAAGUGGAAGUUGGGAAGGUAGUGCUCCGGAAGAGUAGUUGUGCCAAGUUCUUUUUUCUCGGUCGCCAACGGAUGGAUUUUGAGGCAGUGGCCAGCAGAAGUUUGUAAAUUUUACUCGGAAAAGGUCAAAUUGGGAAUUGGAAGUGUCGAAUUGUACUUUGGAGGUCAGUGAAAGGAAGAGUUUUCCACUGAAAAUCGCACUAAUUACAACAGUGCAGUUUAAGGCAGCAAAAGCAGCAGCAGAUACUGUUCACUGAAUUGUCGGUGCUGUUUUAGCUCAGCUCGGUGACGAUAUCGUGACUGAGUGAAGACAUCAGAACUAGGAGGAGGAGGAGGAGGAGGAGGACCAGAUAAAGCAAAUAUGUCUUCGCAGCCUUCCAGUUCCGCAGUUCGCGCUCUGUCACUGGAGUACAAAAGCCUCCAGGAGGAACCGGUGGAAGGUUUUCGAGUCAAACUGCUGAAUGAAGACAAUCUCUUCGAGUGGGAGGUCGCAAUUUUUGGACCGCCAGAUACGCUAUACCAGGGCGGUUAUUUUAAGGCUCAUAUGAAAUUUCCUCCUGAUUAUCCGUAUUCUCCUCCAUCAAUACGUUUCUUGACAAAAGUUUGGCAUCCAAAUGUGUAUGAGAAUGGCGACCUCUGCAUCUCGAUUCUGCAUCCACCGGUUGACGAUCCGCAAAGUGGCGAACUGCCGUGCGAAAGGUGGAAUCCUACACAGAACGUUAGAACCAUCCUGCUAUCCGUGAUCUCACUGCUCAACGAGCCAAACACCUUCUCUCCAGCGAACGUAGACGCCUCGGUCAUGUACCGGAGAUGGCGGGAUUCGCAGGGUAAAGACAAUGAGUACCCCAACAUCAUUAGGAAACAAGCACAAGCCGCUAAAGCUGAGGCAGAAAAAGAAGGUAUCAUCGUACCUACCACCCUAGAAGAAUAUUGCAUCAAAUCCAAAACGAAACCUAGUAGUCAAGAACCUCAGCUCGACAUGACUGACUUCUAUGACGAUGACUACGAUUUAGACACCGAAGACGACGAUCAAGGCUCGGUCGAAUCCUUCGCCGACGGUGAUGACAGCGGUAACGGUGAGUCAUAACAGACUAACUAAGCACGUAGCCUGUAGCGCAUUGGUUCAGUUUAAUUUACUAUAUAUAUUUGUAAUUAUUUUAAAUUGACCCGAGACGGCAAACUGGAGCGAAACUGAAAAUAAAAGAAAAAAAUUAAGAUUGAUGCAAAUCAUUCGCUUAGACGAUUUUAUCAGAGGAGAAAAUCUGAUUUUUUUUUUAAUUUUUUGUGUUUAUAGUUAUUAUUGAAAUAUUGUUUUGACUUUUGUGAACGUCGAUUGUUGUCGACUGAAGAAACGGUUUGAAGAAAAUUCAAUCAUUUAGCUCUACUUAGAAAGAUAUUUCUUUUAAAACAACAAUCUAUGACCCGAAAACAUUAACUUAAGCCCAAUUAAAGUUAUGUUUCAUCCAUAAACAACACCCAUAUUUUGCGUUCCAUGUUCGGCACAGAUGAUUUUUUUUUCUGUAUAUAAUCAAAAUUUAAAAUUGAUAGGAAAAUUAAAUGAAGGACUAGAACCCAACCCAGAUACAUAAAAUGCUUUGAAAAUUGGUUUUAAGUUUCUAAAAUGCUUGCAAUGAAUAAGAUUAUCGUAGAAAACCCGUGACUAGUAUGGUGGGAACCCACAAAACGUCAAUGAAAGCUUAGAAAAGAUAAAUAGCAACAAAUGAAAAGGUAGUUUACACCAUUUGGCAUUGUGUCGUUUGACAUCAUAUCUUUCUUGGUGGAAAUGGAUAAUUCUACAGUCUACUCUCCACAUCUUGAUGUUCUACAUCUCGAUAUCUCUCCGUACGUCGAUCCCUUGUUUUUGCAUACAUUUUCUCUCUUUGUAUCACGAUAUCCCCAUUAUCUACUGGAGAUAUGGAAACUCGAUGUGUUCUUGUAAUUAUUAUUAUUAUUAUAUCUUUACAAUAGUGGCUUUUCGGCCAUUGCAAGUUCCCCACUUAUGUGUUGUUGUAGGUUUCAUUCCCGAUUUUCUCUCCGGAUAUUAAUAUGCCCUCUC
Molecule: messenger RNA, 2359 nt
Organism: Aedes aegypti (yellow fever mosquito)
Lineage: Eukaryota; Metazoa; Arthropoda; Insecta; Diptera; Culicidae
Product: ubiquitin-conjugating enzyme E2 R2
Exons: 6
Coding region: 665-1390 (241 amino acids)
Biological process (GO): protein polyubiquitination; ubiquitin-dependent protein catabolic process
Molecular function (GO): ubiquitin conjugating enzyme activity
Source: RefSeq, a predicted model, not a curated record